Molecule: messenger RNA, 1005 nt
Organism: Fraxinus pennsylvanica
Lineage: Eukaryota; Viridiplantae; Streptophyta; Magnoliopsida; Lamiales; Oleaceae
Source: the annotation of a GenBank genome assembly
AUGGAGAAGUUAUUUGUAUUGCUGACAAUUGCAUGCUUCCUCAGCGCCAAUUCAUGUGUACGCGGAAUCGGUGUGAACUAUGGGUUUCUAGGGGACAAUCUCCCAACACCAGCUAACGUUGUUGCUCUGCUGAAAUCAAGAAAUAUUAACAAAAUCAGAAUUUUUGAACCGAAAGCGGACGUUCUGACUGCGUUAGGGGGUUCGGGAAUAGAAGUUAUACUCGGGGUUCGGAACGAAAAUCUUGAAGAACUUGCCUCUGAUGCAACUGCCGCCGCCCGAUGGGUCAAUAUCAACGUUACGCCGUAUAAAUCAUCGGUGAAGUUCACAUGCAUAACAGCAGGCAAUGAAGUCAUUCCAGGAUCAUUAGCAGGAAAUGUACUAAGUGCAAUGCAAAACCUAGAUGCCGCCCUAAAUGCUGCAAACAGUCCCAUACCAGUUAGUACUGCAGUUUCAAUGCAAAUACUGGGUACAUCUUUUCCUCCAUCCAACAGCAAAUUUUCAGAUGAAGUAGCAAAUAUAAUGCGAGGUAUUACAGGGUUUUUAGCAGCAAAAAAGUUCCCCCUUUUACUCAAUGCAUAUCCAUUCUUUGCACGUACGGGAGAUCCCAGUAAUGUGCCGUUGGACUUUGCUCUUUUUGCCGGCAAUCCAACCGGAAUAAAUGACGAUUCACUCCACUAUGCGAACCUUUUCGACGCCAUGGUCGAUUCGGUGUAUUCUGCAUUGGAGAAGGCUGGUGGAUCCACUGUCGAUAUUGUCAUAUCGGAAACUGGGUGGCCGAGUGCCGGAAACACUGAUGCGACGGUGGACAAUGCACAAACUUAUGUAAAUAAUUUGAUUUCUCAUGUGACAUCUGGAAAAGGAACGCCUGGGAGACCUGGAAAAACAUUGGAAACUUACAUUUUUGCUCUGUUCAAUGAAAAUCAAAAGUCUGCUGGGGUUGAGAUGAAUUUCGGUCUAUAUCAUCCCGAUAUGACUGAAGUUUAUCAUGUCAAUUUUCCAGCCUAG